Molecule: messenger RNA, 1290 nt
Organism: Physella acuta
Lineage: Eukaryota; Metazoa; Mollusca; Gastropoda; Physidae
Source: RefSeq, a predicted model, not a curated record
GACCUUUGCCGGUCGGGUAGCCUUGACCUCGUCCGAUCAGGUAGCCUUGACCCCUGCCUGUCGAGUAGCUUUGACCUCCAGCCUGCCGUAACGCAUUGACCUCAGUCUACCUUGCAACCUUGAUCCCAGUCGGCAAGGUAGCCUUGACCCUUCAUCACGUGGUCCCGGGGAAGUAUGAGCUCCCUCAAGUCCACGACCCUCAGCGUCAUGAGACCGCCCAAGCCCCCUUGCUGGCGGGACUUCAUCGCGCCCACGCCCAAAAGCAUCAACUCCGACGGCUUCGACAUCACGGACCUAAUGGGGCGCGCGCUCGGCGCCAAGUCUCCGACCACGGAGUUUCUCGACGUGUCUCGGAGCUCCACCUCACUCCCCGGCAACAAACCCAGCCGUCUGGCCCGACGACCGCGGGCCAGAAUCCACCGGACGAGAAGCGAACACGUCAUCCACGCCGAGGACCUCCCCGAGAGCGCCUUCACCGGAACCCUCGCGGACAACGACCCCAAAGGACUGCGAACCCGUAUGCCAGACGGUCGUCUGUACGUCGAAGAAAACAACAGACGGUGCCAGAACUGGUUAGCCAGCAUCGAAGCGGCGGAACCGCUCGACACCGUCGACUACACCAGCGAAGACUCUCCGCAAUCUUAUUCCAUUUCCUCCGGUCUCCAAAGCGAGACCCGUCGUGAUUCGGGAAACUCCGGACGUUUAAAAAACGUGGAUUACGCACUCAUUCCUAUACACGAAUCCGACCAGGGCGUCGAGGUCGAAAUUCCGGAAGAGACUUUUGUCUGGGAUAUUUCCCAAGACGCGCGUCCGCACUCCCCGAGCUCUGGAGAGGAGAUGUGCAGUGCGUGUAAGAAGAUCACCCCACAGGUCGACAACAAGAAAAGCCCCUGGCCGUCAAGACACCACUCUUGUACGCACACAGAUAACCCACCACGCAGACAGUCGCCGGAGAAACCCGAGAGCGCCCAGGGUGAAGGUCGAUCCACGCACCGCACCAGCGAGUUCAGAAGACACUCCACCAGCAAAAAAAUUCAUUCGCGACUCUGUGAUCCGGAGAAAGAGGCACGGGUGUCGCACCCGGCGCAGGAACCCGUCGUCAAAUAUUCCAGUCAUUCUGAACAAUCCGGAGGGGAUGCCUCGUCGAGUAAAGGUCAAGGUCAAACGACUCAUAUCGUCCAGGAAAGAAGCAACUCAAACAGAAAGGGCACCAGGUCCUCUUCACGACACCACGAGACUUUAAACGAAUACUGUGAGACGGAUAUCAACGUUAUAGAUGAAACUACUUAA